Molecule: messenger RNA, 1373 nt
Organism: Colletotrichum godetiae
Lineage: Eukaryota; Fungi; Ascomycota; Sordariomycetes; Glomerellales; Glomerellaceae
Product: trypsin-like cysteine/serine peptidase domain-containing protein
Exons: 3
Coding region: 302-1315 (337 amino acids)
Biological process (GO): proteolysis
Molecular function (GO): serine-type endopeptidase activity
Source: RefSeq, a predicted model, not a curated record
CCUAUCAGCGCUGCCAGACUGUUCAACCGUCCCCUGAAAGGCAUCCCAUUUCUCAUCUUCCUCCGGAUGCGCCAAGCGUUCCUUUGCAACGGCCCGUCGUCGCCGCCUGAUAUUCUAGCCUUGUAGUCAAGAUCGACAGGGCAGACUUCUGAAUAACCGCUCGCACUCAUACCGCAGAGUCCAACUGCUUAGCAACAUCGUUCAGAGCCUGGGGAAGAUGGGGUCCAAGUCAACGUAGCAUGCAUGCCUAGGCAGCAACGAUCCCAGGAAACUUCCCCAGCUUCGGCACGACUUAGUAGAGAUGGUAUUAAUCUUGAUACGAUUUGAUCUCAGCAUUCAAUUUGUAGAAUCACUGCCAACUAGUCUCUCCUCAAGCCCUCACUUCACAAUGGCUCGCUUUAUUCCUUUGGCCGUCACCGCGGCUCUCUCUUUGGGAUCAUGCGCGUUCGCUGCCCCCACAGUCGAAGGUGCCAACCUGCCCGAUCCAUCAACUUUGAUAAAGCCCAUCGGCUUCGACCCUACCAUUGUCUCCUCGCUCAAGGAGCGCAAGGUCGCCGGAGUUGUCCCCGAGGUUAUCACUCUUAGUCUCACGGGCCAAGAUGCGAACUUUACGGACUUCCCCCCCUCAAACCCCGGCUCUUCCCAGCCCUCCAAGCGUGGCAUCAUUGGGGGUGUUGACAACCGCGUUCUCUGGACCAACAAGGACUACCCUUACCGUGCUAUGGGCAGAAUCGCACUCUCCAACGGCGCAAUCUGCAGUGGUGCCUUGAUCGGUUCCCGCCACGUUGUCACAGCUCGCCACUGCAUCCCAGAGAAUGGCGCGACUGCCCGCUUCCAGCCCGCCUACGACAACGGCGAGGCCCUCGGCGGCUAUGAUGUUAUCCGCGUCUUCCGUCCCGACUACGGCCAAGAAGGCUGGUGCGCUAACGCCUACGACUGGGCCAUCUUCGUCCUCGGCGAGAAGGCUGGAUCUACCAACGGCUGGCUUGGUCUGAAGACGGUGAACCCUGACACUCAGCUUAACCGCGCCAUGUUCUUCCACUACGGAUACCCUGGUGACAAGGGCGGCCAGCAGGCUUACCGUCAAGAGGCUAUCACGGCUUCGUCCGCAACGCUUUGCGACAGGGGCUCCCCUGUUGUGACAGACGCCGAUGCCCAGGGCGGACAGUCUGGAGGUCCUUUCUGGAUCAAUGAGAAUGGAGAUCGGUAUCUCUAUGGUGUUGUCGUCGGAACCACUGACCAGAUCACGGUUGUUGCUGGAGGCCCGUCCCUGCUUGAGGGCUACGGAAUCUUGCUGAAGGACUACCCUAACUAAGGAUUAGUUGAAGAAUUGUGAUGACUGGAGUUGGUGGUGGAUUUUUUGACGUACGAGC